Phytophthora nicotianae INRA-310 is the source of this 402-nucleotide messenger RNA. RefSeq lists its product as hypothetical. Bases 1 to 402 code for a protein of 133 amino acids. Lineage: Eukaryota; Oomycota; Peronosporomycetes; Peronosporales; Peronosporaceae. The record is from RefSeq and is a predicted model, not a curated record. The transcript is spliced from 2 exons.
AUGAACUUUCUCGCUGCAGUGCUGCUGCAGAACAUGGGAGAAGAGGAGGCUUUCUGGGUGCUGGCAGCGAUCGUGGAGGAGCUGACGCCGCAGUAUCAUACGCGUACGAUGACUGGCAGUCGCGCAGACCAGCGCGUGUUCUCGGAUCUUGUGACGCAAAAGCUGCCAGUACUGGCGAAUCACUUGCAAACGCUGGGCGUGGACUUUGAGCCAUUCACACUGAAAUGGUUCCUCUGCCUGUUCCUAAACACACUCCCAUUUGAGCCUGUCAUGCGGAUAUGGGACGUGUUCUUCUGUGAAGGUAGCCAUGUAUUACUACGAGUGGGGCUUGUGCUACUUAAGCUCAACCAACCUCGCAUCAUGGCGUGUGACGACGCACUGGACGUACUCUACAAGAGCUGA